CUCAAUCCAUUUGCUAAAAAUACAGGUACAGUUGGUUGUAGUGAGAGUCUGAGAAACAGAAAAAUAGCAGAGAAAACAUGGCUGCAGGAGAGAUCCAAGAAGAAUUUGUUCUUAACAACGUGGAUGACAACACCGAUGGCUCUGUUGGAAACAGGUUGGAUUUUAUUUCUAGGGAGUUUUGGCUUGGGAAGACCAAGUGGGAGACUGUCGAUCCUACCAGCAUUCCAAAAGACUGUUAUGGUGCCUUUGUAAUUGAUCCUAAUGGAAGAUUCUAUAGAUAUUGGGCAAACAUCAUAUGCUUUUGGUCCAUGUAUUCAUCUUUCUUUACGCCAGUGGAGUUUGGGUUCUUCAGAGGAUUGCCAAAUCAUCUGAUGAACUUGGAGAGCAUACAAAUAAUCUUCUUUGUAGAUGUGAUCAUUCAAUUCUUCGUCGCAUACAGAGACCGUCACACAUACAAAAUGGUAUAUGACAGGAAAAGCAUUGCCAUACGCUAUGCAAAGAGAAGCUUUGCAUUAGAUCUUCUUGGCUGUAUUCCUUGGGAUGCCAUCUACAAGGUCACAGGAAGAAGAGAAGCUGUACGGUGCCUGAUUUGGAUCCGACUGUAUCGAGCACGGAAAGUGGAAGAAUUCUUUCAGAAGAUGGAGAAGGAUAUCCGCAUCAACUAUCUAUUCACAAGGAUAGUGAAGCUCAUCACAGUGGAACUGUACUGCACUCACACAGCAGCUUGCAUCUUCUACUACCUGGCAACCACAUUGCCUCCUGCAAAGGAGGGCUCUACAUGGAUUGGAAGCCUAAGCAUGGGAGAUUACAAAUAUAUCAACUUCAGAGAAAUCGACUUCUGGAGGCGCUACAUAACUUCCCUCUACUUCGCCAUUGUUACCAUGGCUACGGUUGGUUAUGGAGACAUUCAUGCGGUGAACACCAGGGAGAUGAUUUUUAUUAUGGUCUAUAUAUCCUUUGAUAUGGUGUUAGGGGCCUACUUGAUUGGUAACAUGACAGCUCUGACUGUCAAGGGAUCCAAUACAGAGAGGUUCCGGGACAAAAUGACAGAUCUCCUUAGAUACAUGAAUAGGAACAAGCUGGACAAGGAUAUCAGAUCACAAAUAAAAAGCCACUUGAGGUUGCGGUAUGAGAGCACCUACACUAAAGCUAGUGUUCUUGAAGACAUUCCUGUAGCCCUCCGAUCGAAGAUUUCUCAGACUUUAUACAUCGAGAUAAUUCAACAGGUUCCUCUUUUCAAAGGAUGCACAGACGAGUUCCUAAAUCAAAUAGUUAUGAAGUUAAAUGAAGAGUUUUUUCUCCCAGGAGAAGUUAUCCUUGAACAAGGCAGUGCUGUGGAUCAAGUUUAUAUUGUAUCACAUGGAUGUUUGGAAGAAGUAGCCAUUGGAGAAUAUGGUUCAGAGGAAUUCAUUGCAGAACUUGAACCCCAUAGUAUCUUUGGCGAAGUUGCAGUGUUGUGCAAUAUCCCACAGCCAUUCACAGUUCGUGUCUGUGAACUAUGUAGACUUCUACGAAUUGAAAAGCAAUCUUUGGCUAGCAUCUUGCAACUUUACUUCACUGACAACCGCCAAAUUCUCAAUAAUCUUCUUAAGGAAAAGGAUACUGAUCUACGAAUCAAGCAGCUUGAAUCAGAUAUCACUUACUUUAUCACAAAGCAAGAUUCUGAACUAGCAUUAGGAGUAAUUAGUGCUGCAUAUCAUGGGGAUUUGAAUCAUUUAAAAGGCUUGAUCAAUGCUGGAGCAGAUCCUUGCAAAACAGACUAUGAUGGGAGAAGUGCAUUGCAUUUAGCAGCAUCUAGAGGUCAUGAAGAUAUUGUGAAGUUUCUGAUGCAGCGAGGAGCAAAUGUCAAUUGCAUUGACAAGUUUGGGAAUACACCUUUGUUGGAAGCUCUUAAAUCAGGGCAUGAUAGUGUUGCAGCAAUUCUCGUCAAGAAUGGUGCUCUCUUAAAUCUAGAGGAUGCAGGAUGCUAUCUCUGCAAAGUUGUUAUAGAAAGCAAUAUUGACUUCUUGAAACGGUUGUUGGAAAAUGGUCUUGACCCAAACUCCAAGAACUAUGACCAGCGGACACCUCUUCAUGUUGCAGCUGCAGAAGGUUUGCACUUGGUGGCAAAAAUCUUGAUUAAAUUUGGAGCAAAUGUUCUUGCUCAAGACAGAUGGGGAAACACUCCACUUGAUGAAGGCCAUAGAUGUGGGAGCAAACCUUUAACCAAGAUAUUGGAGCAUGCUAAAGAGGAACACAUGGGUGAACGUUGUGUCUUACAGAGGGAUGAUAGUAGAUAGGGACUGUGUUUCAAUAUAGUGAAGCGUCAUUCAGUGAAGGACAAAAGGCUAUUUCUUGAAUGGUAUAUUUUAAUUCUGCUUCAAAUGGUUGACCUAGAAGAGGAGGAAUGAAAGAUGAUGAUAUUGGUACAUCUUUCAACUCUUGGUAGUUUGAUCCUUUUGAGCAUUGGGGCUGUGUUCAUGAGCGAUUAAGUCAGUAUGGAUAGUUCAGGUUGGUCAA
This is a messenger RNA of Nelumbo nucifera (sacred lotus), 2499 nucleotides long. Its product is annotated as potassium channel KOR2-like. Gene Ontology annotation, cellular component: membrane. Gene Ontology annotation, biological process: transmembrane transport; potassium ion transport. Gene Ontology annotation, molecular function: voltage-gated potassium channel activity; protein binding. NCBI's taxonomy places the organism in Eukaryota, Viridiplantae, Streptophyta, Magnoliopsida, Proteales, Nelumbonaceae. The record is from RefSeq and is a predicted model, not a curated record.